UUGCUCAAGAAGGUUCUAACUGAUGACUCACCCUCUCUGAAGUAGUCCUGAUUUAGAGAUGUGUUAUAUUGAUUAAGAUGCAUCGCGCUUACCAGUCCGUUCUACCCUGUGUCAACAAAUACCUUCAGCAAAAGUGGGACAAAGCUGUCUAUGAGGAGCACAAGAGAAAGAUCCAAGCAGCCAAACCUGUGGUGGACACCUCUGCACCUCCAACAUAUCCACAUCUUGAACUGAAGUUAAAGAAACUCAAGCUUGAGAAAGAUCGCCUGGCAGUCAUUCAGAGAGACAACUGUUUACUCCUGGAGAAGAUGUCUCACAUUAUGAGGACUAAAGGAAGAAUCGAUAACAGAAAUGAUUAUGAAAUCAAAAGUCUGAACAGAAGAAAACGAGAGCAGGAAUUACUGAGAAUGACCAAAGAGAAUCAUGCCAUUCUGGAAAGGAUUUCAAAGUGUAAGUCUCAGUAUAAAGUCCAGAAAUGGAAUGAGGAGUGGCAAAAGGCAGAAGAGUACAUGAACAGUAUUGCAAGGUAUCCUCGUGGAUUCUGCAAGUCACGGAAUCAAAAGAAACAAAAGUAUAUCAAAAAAACACCAAGAGACAAACAGAAAACCAAGCAUCUGGAAGAUGGACGUCUGAUAGACAAACCAGAAGAAGAAAAGGGAAGCAAAGACAUAAACCAUGAGCAUAAAAAUGAAAAUCAAGGAGACAAGGUGUAAAUGAAUCAUUAUUUUAUGAUGGCAGUUCCGAAAAUGGAUAUCAGAAGUCCUGAUGUGAAGAAAAUCAUCAUUAUAAAACUAACAUUAUUAAAUCAAGAGUAAAUAUCAGAAACAUCUUAUUAUUUAACUUUAAAUGAUCUCUAGAAAUGUUUUUACCAGUUACUAGUUAUGAUAACAUAUAUAUUCAUUGGCUAGUAUAGCACUUCUGAAUAUAUCUACAAAUUAAAUUCCAUUCAAAUCAGGGUAAUUAAUCCCAAAUAAACCAUAUUAAGAAUAGGAAGAAAGUUGUAUUAGGUUAUUACCACAGCAUCCGAGGUCAAGAAUCCUGCAGUUGUAAGUUCCUGAGUAGGCACUGCAACCCAAUCUGUGACAGGAGCAACUGAAGCAAGCCUCUGGUGAAAGUCCCACCUGACAGAAGGUGAGGAAGGUCUGGGGGGUGCAGUACAGGAGGAGGCAGGGUUCCCCUGAUGAAGCCAUACCUACAGAUGAUCCCAUGGAUGAGGCCAGCAACAUCCCCCCUGUCAGGCUAGCAUAGACAAGAAGAGAGACUGUCUGAGGUAACAGAGGUAUAGGGUCACCAAGAUCCAGGUAAGGUCUGGAGAUCUCCCAGUAUUAUAACUAGAAGAA
Messenger RNA from Sphaerodactylus townsendi, 1340 nucleotides. It is a transcript of the gene CFAP97D2, whose product is annotated as CFAP97 domain containing 2. The record is from RefSeq and is a predicted model, not a curated record. The transcript is spliced from 5 exons. Bases 78 to 713 code for a protein of 211 amino acids. NCBI's taxonomy places the organism in Eukaryota, Metazoa, Chordata, Lepidosauria, Squamata, Sphaerodactylidae.